This is a messenger RNA of Didymodactylos carnosus, 2514 nucleotides long. NCBI's taxonomy places the organism in Eukaryota, Metazoa, Rotifera, Eurotatoria, Philodinida, Philodinidae. The record is from the annotation of a GenBank genome assembly.
AUGGACAGUGAUGAAUCUCAGCAACAGCAGCAGUCACAACUGCAACAACAAUAUCAACUUCAGUCUCAAAAUAUUGUAACAACAGCAGAACGCGAAUUUAUGUUGCAAAAAUCAAUACCUCUAUUUGGUGCAGAAUUAGGGACACGUUUAGAAAUAGCUGCAUUUGAUAAAUCAAAAGGAAACAAAUCGGAUUAUACUAAAAUGUUUGAGAAUUAUUCUAAACAACUGUUAAUUCGACAAUUUCAACAACAACAACAGCAACAGCAAGCUUUAAAUGCUGUCAAUCGUCAACAGCAAAAUCAACAGUUGUCACAACUUAGUCAACAACUGGCACAAAUACAAAACGGUCAGGCAACAAUUGUGAAUAGUUCUCAAUCUCAGCCUCCGCCACUUUCUCAACAGACAACCAUUAAUGGUUAUCAAGUAACUUUACAACAACAACAGCAACUUGCACAACAACAGCAACAACAGCAUCAAAUAUUAUUAAAUAUACAAAAUUCUUCAAAUAAUGGAAACCCAUCAGUUUAUUUAAAACAGCAACAAGCGCAAAAUCAGCCCUUACCUUCUCAAACAUCCUAUGUACAGCCAUCUAUCAAUGUGCUACAGCAAUCUCAAACAAAUUCACAACAAUUAUCACAGUUAUUACUCAAUAAUGGAUUGCAACAAAAUCAACAACAACCUCAUCAACAACUUUGUUUAACAUCACCGUUGAAUAUCCAAAAUAAUCAGAAUCAAAUUCGAUUGCAAAUUCCAAAUACAAAUACAUUACAUACGACUGUGAAUCUUCAACAACAGCAACAACAACAGCAGCAACAACAACAACAACAGCAGCAGCAGCAACAACAACAACAACAACAACAACAGCAGCAGCAGCAGCCACAACUACAACGACAAACAAUACCAUCUCAGCAACAACAUCAAGUUCAAACUACUCAGCGCCAACAACCGACUCGUGCUCAACUCCAACAAUUACAAAUACAGCAUCAAAUUCGAGCUCAAAAUCAACAAACCAUCCAACGAACAAAUACGGCACCGUCCAUUCUCAUUCAACAACAAGAUCCAGCAGCUCAAAUACAACUACCACAACUGUCAAAUACGUCAUCUAAUGAUCAAUUAUUACAAAAACUACUUAGUAGUAAUGUAACAAAACCUCAACAACAACAACAACAAAUUCAAAAUAGAGAACAGGCUAGACAAUUUCCAGCCCAACAAACACGCUAUCAACUCGCAUCCGUCCCAGGCCUGACGGCACCUGCUCAAACCAUAACUAUUCAUGGCAGAACUACUCCUCCACCUUCAAUCCAACAACAGCAACAACAACAGCAGCAGCAACAACAACAACAGCAACAACAACAGCAACAACAACAACUGCCACCCACCACGCUCAUAACAAGUCAAUUGUUACCAUUAUCUGUACAACAAGCCGUUCCGAAUGAUGUAUCAUCUCCCAGUCAACAACAACACCUUAUUGCUCAGCAACAACAAAGUCCAUUGAAUCCGAUGAUGACAGCUGUCCAAAGUCCACUAUUAAGUAAUCCAUCAUCAAUCAGAACAGGAAUAUCAACGUCGCCAAUGAAUAUGAAUCAUAGUCCAAAUCCAAUGAUGUCAGAUGAUGACCUUCAAUUUUAUUGUAAAUAUUUAAAUGAUGGACUUGUGAAACUAACAUUAUUAGGACAAAAACUUCAACAAAACGGGCAAAUGGACAGACUGAAAUAUGUUACAAUGGUUCGCAAUCGUGUUUUGCAAUUUCUUAAAAAUUCAUCUUCUGAAACUUUAGCAAAGGCAAAAGAAUUAAAAGAUAUUAUUGAUCGGUUCCAACCAAUCCGUUCAAAUACUUCUGCUCCUCACGUAGUGAGUACCGAGAGCUCAGUAGGAUUGAUAGCAGCAACAACACCAUCAUCCUCUAAUAUGCCGGUGACAAGUGUACAAAGUGUUGCAUCAACAACAACGGUAUUUGAUCUAUGUCAUAAAGCUAUACUAGAUUUUCUUGGAAAAGAUCGAUCAGAAAGAAUUACUGUCACCAAACGAUGUCUUGAACCAUUGACAGAUGUUCUCAACGGAGUUCCACAUAAAAUAAUGCGAUUAGACGAUACGUAUGAAUAUGUAUCUACAACUUUAAAUAAAGUUCGUUCGACCGAUACAGAACAGACAUUUGAAACAAUCGUUAAAAAUGAGCUAUCACAAUUACCAGCAGAUGUUUAUCGAUGUGAAUUAAAAUCAGUGUCACAAUCUUGUUUUGCUCAUGGUCUUCUACUAAAAUGUUUUUUAAUCGAACAAGGUUUGCCAGUUAUUCCACCAUUAAAAUUCAAAAUCUCAAAAUAUUAUCCUGAUGAUUGUCCCGAAAUAUUAUCAAUAUUAGAAACAAAUCCACCUCGAUUAGAAUGUUCAGAUGGACAUGUAUUUUAUGAAAAAUUAUCGAAAAUAUUCAUUCAUCAUGUUUUUAAAUUACGGCCGAAACAUACGGUGACAGAUGUACUCGAAAUAUGGAGAAUGGCCGUUCAUAAUGCUUUAUAA